Messenger RNA from Heterobasidion irregulare TC 32-1, 846 nucleotides. RefSeq names its product glutaredoxin-like protein. Bases 1 to 846 code for a protein of 281 amino acids. NCBI's taxonomy places the organism in Eukaryota, Fungi, Basidiomycota, Agaricomycetes, Russulales, Bondarzewiaceae. Gene Ontology annotation, biological process: cellular response to oxidative stress. The transcript has 3 exons. Gene Ontology annotation, cellular component: cis-Golgi network; cytoplasm; Golgi lumen. Gene Ontology annotation, molecular function: glutathione disulfide oxidoreductase activity. The record is from RefSeq and is a predicted model, not a curated record.
AUGUCCCCCUCCUCUUCCCUCCCGCUCCCCGUUAUAUACUCCUCCGAUCCCUCCCCACGCUUCUCUCCCAGCCCUUCCUUCGCGUCACUCGUCGACAUCAUUCACCCGCGCAAAAGCCGUCAGCGCACGACGUUCCUGGCCCUUUUCGCACUCAUCAUCCUCUCCCUCUACAUCUUUCUCGUCGCACAACCGUCCCUGAUCGCCCCCAUCGCCCUCAAGCAAUCAGACGAGAACAAUGCCCCGUGGAGGCACGUCGCGAACAGCUAUGUCAUGAAGCAUCGAAAGGCCGCGGCGCAGGUCGUCAGCCAGCGUCCCCAAGUCUCCUUAGACACUCCCCAGGAGCUUGCAGCCGUCACCAGCUUCAUGGCAGCCUUGCCACAAAACGUCAUUCCCAUCACCGUUGAUCCCUCCCUUCCCAUCGACCCACAGCUCGUCCUGGACUUUGACACCCGUAGUCCCAGAGCACCUGCCGAGGUCGCAGAGGUGGUGAACGAUGUCUGGACGCGAAACCCCGUUGUUCUAUUUUCAAAGCUUCACUCCCCAGUUUCACGCGAGAUUAAGCAUCUCAUUUACGACAUGAAGUUACGCCCCUCACCCACGGUUUUCGAGGUCGAUCAGCGAGCUCACGCCCUUUGCCCUCGCGAAGCCGACGCGGAUGUCGUCGUUCCCCUGCUCUACCGUCUGACAUCCUCGAGCGCUCUGCCGAUCCUCCUCGUCGGUGGCAAGCCAGUAGGCUCCAUCGAGGAUAUUCGCGCUCUCAGUGAAAACGGCGAACUGCGACGCAUGGUCGCCGAAUCAGGCGCUGUGAUUGACGGCGCUCAGAAGAAGAAGAAGGGCCGCCGGUAA